AUAUUUUAGAGGAAAUGCAAUCAUCUUUGUAAUACUUAAAUAUUAUUUAAUUUACUUUACUCAUUGUUCCACUACCGAUAGCAUGGAUUAUAAUUUUCGACGAUAUUGAUACAAGGGGAUUCUAUAAAUAAAGGGGUUAGUUCUACAUCGGUGAUUACCUAGUAUUUGUCUCUGUCGGACUCUGCGUGCCUAGAUGAUUUUUCAAAUACUUACAUAAAAUGCUAAUUUUAUACUGUUUCUCUCUAUAACAGUUACAUUUAAGAUCUUUGAAAGAAUUAUAGGGAAAUUCUAAAAUAAUCUAGAGUAAAACAAAACUCGUAAAGCAGAAACACUGGUUCAACUUUCAAAAUCAAAAUGGCGAUUACUUACACAAUAAUAAUUCCUUACCACACCAAAAUCCGAAUAGUCUAAUAGUGUGCCAAGUGUUUUUGUUGACGCGCAAAGAGUACAAUACAAUAUAUAUUGACGCGUUUGUAUACUAAGUAAAAAAAUAAAUACUAAGUAUGUGUUGUUUUUUUUAAUGAAACGAUAAAAAUGUAUAUUUCAUGACAAGUUAUUUUGCAUAGUUGGGCAAGGUUACGCGAUGUUAGCGGUCGUGUUUAUGCUGUGUUUGUUGAGAGUGGGCAUCGCUUACGAAUUAAAAUGUAGCGAGAAAAAUGUUGCGAGCGCGACAAUGCGCCCGUCGGAGGACGGCAUUCCGGGUCGAUACAAAACGCAAGUGUGCGUCGAAAAAAAGCCGAAUGUGAUCGAGUGGGGUCUCGACCUUACGUUCAAGGCCGAAAAAUACUGCAUCAACAAACAUCACGGCUUUCAUCCUGGGAAGCCACACUCCAUGUUUAAAGGAAACGUCAGCAAUCUAAUGGAGGAGUUGAACUGCACAUACGUGUGCUUGGAGACCCAGUGGGACUUAAUAUUCAGCAGCUGCUACUUCUUGAAGAGUACGCUGCGCAAGAGCUCCACCGAGUUACCGCCAUACGACUCGCAUUUCAACAUCACCAACCCGUACACGUAUCAGUACUUCAACGUAACUGCUGAGAUGACCGUCUUCGCACAUGAACAUGAGAAAGACUACAUUGAGCAAAUCGUUAAUUUCUUCGGUCGACAACCGCCAACGGAGUACUCUGUGGAGCUCUACAACACUAAUAAGUCCUUACCCCAUCAAGUGGUGACAGAGAACUGUUCGAUCGCGGCGGACGCGAUCCGGCUGGAGUGUUCGGUGCGGGCGGAGGAGGGUGCUACGUGCUGUGGCUGAAUCACCGCGCGCCGUGGACGUUCGGCGUGAUGAGCUCGCUGUCGUCGGUGAAGGCGGAGUGGUGCCGCACGGCGCCGGCGGGGCUGGCGGCGGAGCGCGCGCGCGGGCGGGUGGGGCGGCUGGGGCGCGCUGUGGGCGAGCGCGGGCGCGGCGCUGGCGCUGGCGGCGGCGGCGCUGCUGUGGCGCGCGCGCGACCGCACGCUGCACAAGCGCGUGCUGCGCUACUGGACCAGGUAACCCACGGCGCAUCGUCCAGGUGCGUGUCGGAACAACUAUUGGCAGAUUUCAAAAAUAUGUAACUAAAUAACAUUAUAUUAUGUAAUUCUGCUCUAGUCCCAAUAGAUAAGUCAUCACAUAAGUAAUGAUUAAUAAUUAUCUUAGCUAAAUUAGUAAAACUAAAUCGUAAAACAGCACAAACCGUUCGGCAAUGCGUAGAACCGUCGAUCCGGAUCGACAGUGUCGUGGAAUAGCGCGGGUCUGAUAACUCGUGAUAAAGUUAGCGCAGUCCGGCGAAACCACGCGGGAAUAACGCUGUCGUGUCCCGAGAAUAGGUGUUUGCAACUUUGAAGACUAAUUUAACUAAUACUAUCGAGACAUUAAUUCAGAGAAAUUUAGGGAUAUGCGACCAUGUAAUGCGACUACCAUGUCCAGAGCAGGCUGUAUGUAACCUGUAGCCGCAAGGAUGACCGGGACAACUUUUCUUUGCUUGUUUCCCGGGUAUCUUUUUUUUUAGUUCCCAAGAGUUAUGUCUGUAGUGCCCCUCUAAAGCCUUUGAUGCAGAGCCUGGCACCCGAACGACAGACCGGCCCAUCCCUCCGUAAAGUCGGUAUUGGCCAUGUCUUAACAUUGUAGAAUUUUUGUAUUAUAAUUUCCUCAUUAAUUCGACACUUGCAUCACUCGUUUUAAGAACUAUGUGCCCCUUUUUCCUCGGCGUAUGUAUGUUAACCAGAUUUGUCAGCUCUUGUUUUGUAUUUAUUUAGACGUACUAAGCAGCGAUUCGUCGUGAAAUCGCUAGUGCCUCAAUAGCAAUACAAUAGCUCUGGCAAAAACUGAACACAGAUUCAACCAACUUGUGCAAAUCAUGCCAGCUCAAGUACUAAUACACUGAUUAUAAUAAAGUACUCGAUAAAAACUUAUUCAAUUUUAUUAAGUGUACUUAAGUUAAAUAAAUAAAUGUUUUAAAAUUUGAAUUUUUAAAUUGAGACAUACAUACACAUUUGCUUGUAAUGUGAAUUCGCAAGAUGCUCUCAUUGAUUAUUGUUAGUACUAUGUUUUACUAAGCGUUCCGCGGCUUUGCCCGCGUGAACCAAUUUUCCCACAAUAUUUAUCCAAAAAUCUACUUAUAAUAUGUAUGCCUUUAGUAGUAUAUAAUAGCGUCUGGAAAACCCAGAGUGUUAUAGCAAAUAUAUUUCUUAUCUUUUUAAUUGAUUUGCGUAAAUCGUACUGACCCCGGCGCCAGUUAUCACAAGAAAAGCAAUUUCAUUAGUUUAUCAAAAGAGGGCAUAUUAUGUACA
Messenger RNA from Manduca sexta (tobacco hornworm), 2766 nucleotides. RefSeq lists its product as uncharacterized. The transcript has 4 exons. The record is from RefSeq and is a predicted model, not a curated record. Lineage: Eukaryota; Metazoa; Arthropoda; Insecta; Lepidoptera; Sphingidae. The coding region runs from base 584 to 1252 and encodes 222 amino acids.